Microthlaspi erraticum is the source of this 363-nucleotide messenger RNA. The record is from the annotation of a GenBank genome assembly. Lineage: Eukaryota; Viridiplantae; Streptophyta; Magnoliopsida; Brassicales; Brassicaceae.
AUGCAGGCAUACAAGAUCCUUCGCUACAUCAAGUCUAAUCCGGGUCAAGGUCUUUUCUACUCAGCUGAUUCUGAAACUUGUUUGAAUGCGUUUGACGAUGCCGAUUAUGGAACUUCUCCGGAUACUCGAAGAUCUGUCACUGGCUUUUGUGUGUAUCUUGGUAAAUCUUUUAUUUCUUGGAAAUCGAAGAAGCAUCAUACAGUGAGCCGGAGCAGCAUGAAAGCAGAGAAUAGAAGUAUGGCUUUGGCCACUUGUGAGCUGAUUUGGCUUAAUCAACUGCUUGCGGAUAUGAAGAGAAAAGAAAACAAACUUUCUUGCUUCCGCCAUGGAUUCUUCGCAUCUGACCUCGUGAGCUUCAAUUGA